Lepus europaeus (European hare) is the source of this 2992-nucleotide messenger RNA. It is a transcript of the gene COG1, whose product is annotated as component of oligomeric golgi complex 1. Gene Ontology annotation, biological process: intra-Golgi vesicle-mediated transport. The record is from RefSeq and is a predicted model, not a curated record. The transcript has 14 exons. Lineage: Eukaryota; Metazoa; Chordata; Mammalia; Lagomorpha; Leporidae. Gene Ontology annotation, cellular component: Golgi apparatus; COG complex. The coding region runs from base 19 to 2943 and encodes 974 amino acids.
CCGGCGGACCCGCGCGCCAUGGCUGCCACGGCCGCUCCUCCCGCCAUGAAGCGGCUGGAUCUGCGCGACCCCGCGGCGCUCUUCGAGACGCACGGGGCGGAGGAGAUCCGCGGGCUGGAGCGCCAGGUGCGGGCGGAGAUCGAGCACAAGAAGGAGGAGCUGCGGCAGAUGGUGGGCGAGCGGUACCGCGACCUGAUCGAGGCGGCCGACACCAUCGGCCAGAUGCGCUGCUGCGCCGAGGGGCUGGUGGACGCCGUGAAGGCCACCGACCAGUACUGCGCCCGGCUGCGCCAGGCCGGCUCGGCGGCGCCCCGGCCGCCCGAGGCCCCGCAGCCGCGUCAGCUGUCGCCGAAGUUCUACAGCAUGGCCGCGCAGAUCAAGCUGCUCCUGGAGAUCCCCGAGAAGAUGUGGAGCGCCAUGGAGGCCUCGCGGUCCCUCCACGCCACGCAGCUCUACCUGCUCUGCCGCCACCUGCACAGCCUGCUCCAGCUGGAGUCGGCGGCCUCCCGCAGCAGCCCUGUGCUCGCGCGGUUUCCCAUCCUGGUCCGGCAGGUGGCCGCAGCCAGCCACUUCCGGUCGACCAUUCUGUACGAGAGCAAGAUGCUGCUCAGGCGCCCGGCGGUGUCGGACCGCGCCGUGGCCGAGGCCCUGUGCUCCGUCAUGCUGCUGGAGGAGAGCUCUCCGCGCCAGGCCCUCACGGACUUCCUGAUGGCCAGGAAGGCGGCCAUGCAGAAGCUCCUCAACCAGCCGCACCACGGUUCGGGUAUCAAAGCCCAGAUCUGCUCCUUGGUGGAGCUGCUGGCCACCACCCUGAGCCAGGCGCACGCCCUGUUCUACACCGCGCCCGAGGGGCUGCCGCCCGCCCCGCCGCUGCCCUGCGGCCUGCUCUUCUCCACCCUGGAGACCAUCACGGGCCACAGCCCUGCCGGGAAGGGCACCGGCGUCCUGCAAGGGGAGAUGAAGCUGUGCAGCUGGUUCAGGCACCUGCCGGCGUCCGUCGUGGACUUCCAGCCAGCACUCCGCACCCUCGCGCACCCCGUCAGCCAGGAGUACCUGAGGGACACCCUGCAGAAGUGGAUCCUCAUGUGUAAGGAAGACAUUAAAAACGGGAUCACCAGCCUGCUCAUGUACGUCAAGAGCAUGAAGGCGCUGGCCGCCAUCCGGGACGCCGUGUGGGACUUGCUCACCCACGAGGCCGCCAGCCACAGCUGGGACGUGAUUUGCCGGCGGCUGCUGGAGCAGCCGCUCUCGUUCUGGGAGGACAUGAUGCAGCAGCUGUUCCUGGACCGGCUGCAGACGCUGACGAGAGAAGGCUUCGACUCCAUCUCCAGCAGCUCCGAAGAGCUCCUGGCUUCAGCUUUGCAGGAGCUGGAGGGCAGCGGCAGCGGCAGCUCCCCUUCCAGCAAGCACGCCCACUACGAGCAGAACAUGUGCCUGUUUCUGUGGUCCGAGAGCGCCGGCGACCUGCCCUCCGACGCCGCCUGGGUGACCGUGGCGAACCGGGCUCCGGCAGCCGGCAGCGGCCUCUCCAUGAAGGCCCGAGCCGUGAGCCCCUGCGUGCAGAACUUCUGUUCCGCCCUGGAUGCCAAGCUGAAGGUUAAGCUGGAUGACCUCCUGGCCUACCUCCCCUCCGAGGAGUGCCCCCCGCCGCAGGCCAAGAACUCUGCCUUUGACAGGUACGCGGAUGCGGGCGCCGUGCGGGACCUGCUGCGGGCGCAGUCCGCGGCGUGCAUCGGCCGCAUCACAGGCCGUAUCCGGGCAGAGCUGCAAAGCAUUGAGGAAGCCCUGCAAGGGCAGCAGGCUGCCCACAGCGGGGUCCAGCUGCACGCCGUCCUGUUCAUGGCCAGGCUCUGCCAGUCCCUGGGAGAACUGUGCCCCCAUCUCAAGCAGUGUAUCGUGGGAAAAUCUGGGAGCCCCGAGAAACCAGCCAGGGAGCCCCGGGCUCUGAAAAAAGCAGCCAAGGGGAAGGGUCAGGACGUCGCUCCCACGCAGGCCGAGUGGCAAGAAGUGAAAGAGAUGCUGCUGCAGCAGAGUGUGCUGGGCUACCGGGUGUGGAGCGCCGCGCUCGUGAAGGCCUUGACUCAGGGGUUCGCCCAGUCAUUGCUUCUAGAUGACGCUGGCUCCGUCCUGGCCACGGCCACCAGCUGGGAUGAACUAGAGAUUCAGGAGGAGACCGAGUCUGGCGGUAGCAUCACGUCCACGAUCCGGCUGCCUACACAGCCGUCCUGGUACGUACAGUCCUUCCUGUUUAGCCUCUGCCAGGAGAUUAACCGGGUCGGGGGCCAUGCCUUGCCAAAGGUGACGCUGCAGGAAAUGCUGAAGAGCUGUAUGGUCCAAGUAGUGGCUGCCUACGAGCAGCUCUCGGAAAAGCAGAGGAAGAAGGAAGGUGCCUUCCCAAUAACCCAGAAUCGGGCACUGCAGCUGCUGUACGACCUGCGCUAUCUCAACCUCGUCCUGACAGCCAAGGGUGAAGAGGGGAAGAGUGGCCGAAGCAAACCGGACUCCAGGAUUGAGAAGGUAACGGACUACCUGGAAGGACUCAUUGACCCGUUUGACCUGGAUGUGUUCACGCCACACCUCAACAGCAACCUUACCCGCCUGGUGCAGCGAACCUCUGUCCUGUUUGGACUGGUUACUGGGACGGAGAAUCAGUUCACCUCGAGGAGCAAUGCAUUCAACUCCCAGGAAGCCCACAACAUCCUGCCCCUGGCAUCCAGUCAGAUCAGGUUCGGGCUGCUCCCCCUGAGCAUGACAAGCAACCGCAAGGCUAAGCUGACCAGAAGCGUCCAAACCAAAGCCCAGGCUGACCCCCCGGCGCUCUCCCGAGCAGAGGACCCAACGACGCACGCCGGCUCCCUGUUCAGACAGCUCGUGAGCGAGGAAGACGACAUGCCUGCGCCGUCGUUGUUCAAGCUUGGCUGGCUGUCCAGUAGGACUAAGUAGCAUGGGAACAAACCCGCCUCUAAAUAAAUACUACUGCGUCACUUCUAAA